Messenger RNA from Moesziomyces aphidis, 372 nucleotides. The record is from the annotation of a GenBank genome assembly. Lineage: Eukaryota; Fungi; Basidiomycota; Ustilaginomycetes; Ustilaginales; Ustilaginaceae.
AUGCAGGUCCCGCAGGCAGAAAAAAAGGUGGGAGGACAGCGUCGCCGUGCAUCGACCUCCAUGCUCACACGGGGCCGCGGCAACCUACCAGUCUAUCUUCCCGCUCGCCCGCACGCCCGCUCGCUCGCAACUCCGUCCAAGUCCUCGGACUUGGCCAUCCGUCUUGCUACGGUAUCCGUACCGUCUCGUCUGUCCACCUUUGCCCAUCCCUGGUCGUCGUUGCAGCUCCUGCUCAUCGUGCUGCUACUCUGGCAAGCCACGCUCUAUCUCCGUAGUUGCUGUUCGUACACCGCUCUUGCACGACCUGGAACGAGCUCGAGACUCUCCGUCGCGUGGCAGCAUCACUGCAGCUCCGGCUUCAGCUUUGCAUGA